GUUUUGAUAAGAUAGCUACAAUGAAUCAUAAACUUUUCUGUGUUCAUUUCCUUCUCUUGAUUUUGAGUGUAUGGUACAUACAAGGACAAGAUGCUGAUGGGGCACCAGCACCAGAAGGUGGUACAGGUGGAGAACCGGCACCAGCAGAAGGGGGAGCACCUGCCCCAGCACCAGCAGAAGGUGUAGCACCAGCACCUGCAGAAGGCGGUGCACCAGCUCCAGCACCAGCAGAAGGUGAAGCACCUGCACCUGCAGAAGGCGGUGCACCAGCUCCAGCACCAGCAGAAGGAGCAGAACCAGCGCCAGCAGAUGGUGGGGUCCCUGCACUAGCACCAGCAGAAGGUGGGGCCCCUGCACCAGCACCAGCAGAAGGUGGGGCCCCUGCACCAGCACCAGCAGAAGGUGGGGCCCCUGCACCAGCACCAGCAGAAGGUGGGGCCCCUGCACCAGCACCAGCAGAAGGUGGGGCCCCUGCACCAGCACCAGCAGAAGGUGGGGCUCCUGCACCAGCAGAAGGUGGAGCUCCUGCACCAGCACCAGCAGAAGGUGAGGCUCCUGCACCAGCACCAGCAGAAGGUGAGGCUCCUACACCAGCAACAGCAGAAGGUGAGGCUCCUGCACCAGCACCAGCAGAAGGUGAGGCCCCUGCACCAGCAGAAGGUGAGGCUUCUGCACCAGCAGAAGGUGAGGCUCCUGCACCAGCACCAGCAGAAGUUGAGGCUCCUGCACCAGCACCAGCAGAAGGUGAGGCUCCUGCACCAGCACCAGCAGAAGGUGAGGCCCCUGCACCAGCACCAGCAGAAGGUGAGGCCCCUGCACCAGCACCAGCAGAAGGUGAGGCUCCUGCACCAGCACCAGCAGAAGGUGAGGCACCAGCACCAGCACCAGCACCAGCAGAAGGUGAGGCCCCUGCACCAGCACCAGCAGAAGGUGAGGCCCCUGCACCAGCACCAGCAGAAGGUGAGGCUCCUGCACCAGCACCAGCAGAAGGUGAGGCCCCUGCACCAGCACCAGCAGAAGGUGAGGCACCAGCACCAGCACCAGCAGAAGGUGAGGCCCCUGCACCAGCACCAGCAGAAGGUGAGGCUCCUGCACCAGCACCAGCAGAAGGUGGGGCACCAUCUCCAGCAGAAGGUGGGGCUCCUGCACCAGCCCCAGCAGAAGGUGGGGCUCCUGCACCAGCACCAGCAGAAGGUGGGGCUCCUGCACCAGCACCAGUUGAAGUUGGUCCGAAGACAGAAGAUUGCAAGGGGGAUCCCUUUAAGAGAACAGACUGUGGAUAUCCAGGAAUAACAGAGGGACAAUGCAAAGCAAAGGGCUGUUGCUUUGAUUCCAGCAUUGUUGGGGUUAAAUGGUGCUUCUUUCCUCGCACAGCUCGUGCCCAGUGUUUAUUCAGCCCCGGAGACAGGGAGGACUGUGGUUAUUCAAGCAUUACACCCAUGGAAUGCAUGAAACGCGGGUGCUGUUUUGAUGCCAGUAUUACUGGGGUGAAAUGGUGUUUCCACCAAAAAUAAAUGAUCUUCAUUGAAUAAGGACUUUGCCUCCCCCAUAACUGGGAUGCUCUAGCAGUUCUUGCACAACAAGUCCCAUGAUGCACCAGUUAUCAUCUAAUAUGUAUAAGCCUCAAAAAAAGAGAGAGAAUGAGAAAUAAAGAAUUUUAACAGCACCAAUAAA
Xenopus laevis (African clawed frog) is the source of this 1674-nucleotide messenger RNA. It is a transcript of the gene tff3.7.S, whose product is annotated as Skin secretory protein xP2 S homeolog. The record is from RefSeq and is a predicted model, not a curated record. Gene Ontology annotation, biological process: maintenance of gastrointestinal epithelium. Gene Ontology annotation, cellular component: extracellular region. The coding region runs from base 21 to 1514 and encodes 497 amino acids. Lineage: Eukaryota; Metazoa; Chordata; Amphibia; Anura; Pipidae. The transcript is spliced from 43 exons.